AUGUCAACGACAUUUGCCAAAUUCUAUGAACCUAUUCUUCAAUACACACUGAAAGUCAGACAGGACACCCUACUGCGGAACCAACUAACUGUCAGACAGGACACCCUCCUGGGGAACCAACUGAAAGUCAGACAGGACACUCUACUGGGGAACCAACUGACUGUCAGACAGGACACUCUACUGGGGAACCAACUGACCAUCAGACAGGGCACCCUACUGGGGAACCAACUGACCUUCAGACAAGACACCCUAGUGGGGAACCAACUGACCGUCAGACAAGACACCCUACUUGGGAACCAACUGACCUUCAGACAGGACACCCUACUGGGGAACCAACUGACUGUCAGACAGGACACCCUACUGGGGAACCAACUGACCGUCAGACAGGACACCCUACUGGGGAACCAACUGACCGUCAGACAGGACACCCUACUGGGAAACCAACUGACCGUCAGACAGGACACCCUACUGGGGAACCAACUGACCAUCAGACAGGACACCCUACUGGGGAACCAACUGACCGUCAGACAGACACCCUACUGGGGAACCAACUGA
Molecule: messenger RNA, 555 nt
Organism: Pecten maximus
Lineage: Eukaryota; Metazoa; Mollusca; Bivalvia; Pectinida; Pectinidae
Exons: 2
Coding region: 1-555 (184 amino acids)
Source: RefSeq, a predicted model, not a curated record